GGUGACCGAUCAAGAUGGCGGCAUUCGGCACAGACCGCUGGCUCAACGCCUUGGCAAAUCACGAAAUUUUCAAGAAAAUACGCGACAAGUUGGACUCGCAGCCCAAGACUUCCGAGCGAGCGCUGGCGAAGAACCUGACCUUUUGUUUGGGCGCCGACUUUUUCCUGUGGGAUGACGUGGACCGCGUGUUUUAUACGACCAGCUUGCGCCAGUUGAACGCGACGGAGGAGCACGGCGGGAGCUUCCAGACGCUGCUGUGCAUCAACCCGCCUCGCUUCCCGGUGUGCCAGCUCCUCCUCAGCCCCACGCACGGCCACGUCGCGCUCGUGGGCCAGCGGGGUGCCUCGGUGCUGGAGCUCCCGCAGCGAUGGGGCAAACGGUCCGAGUUCGAGGGCGGGCGCAGCCGCGUCAACUGCAAAACAACCCCGGUGGCCGAGCGCUUCUUCACCAGCUCGCCAUCGGUGAGUCUCCGGCAGGCGGCCUGGUACCCGAGCGAGACCGGGGAGCCGCUGCUGGUGCUCCUCACGUCCGACAACACCAUCCGCUUUUACGGCUUGAAGGCCCCCGAGGCUCCUGUCAAAGUGGUUCCCGUGUCGCAGUUUGAUGACGAAGGCACCGUGCGGGCGCCAGCCCGUUCCUACGCGGCCUCGCUGGGGGAAAUCGCCGUGGCCUUCGACUUCGGCCCGGUGUCCUACGUCAGGGAGAGGCCCGUCUACCCCCUCUACAUCCUCUACGAAAACGGCGAAACUUACCUGUGCCACACCAGCCAAGUGAACAUGGUGAGCGUGAGCAAGCGCGUGGGGCCCCUGCCCAUGUACCCGGCGGCCGAGGACAACUACGGCUACGACGCCUGCGCCAUCCUCUGCCUGCCCUGCGUGCCCAGCAUCCUGGUCAUCGCCACGGAAACGGGCACUCUGUACCACUGCGUCGUGCUGGAGUCUGAGGAUGACGACGACACGGUGCCCAGGUGGAUAGCGGGCGGCGUGCCGGCCCUCUACGUGUUUGAGUGCGUGGAGCUGGAGCUCACCUUGAGGGUGGCGGCGGGCGACAACGCGGAGGAAGAGUCGGACUUCACCUGCCCCAUCCGGCUGCACCGGGACCCACUGUGCCCGCGGCGCUACCACUGCACCCACGAGGCAGGUGUGCACAGCGUGGGCCUCAUCUGGCUAGAAAAGCUGCAGGCCUUCCUGCGAGCGCGCGACGACAACAAGGACGGCCUGCCCGAGCUGGCCGCCGAGCGGCGCUGCGCCGUGGAGCACAUCGUAUGCACGCGGCCCCUCGCCAGCAGUCGCCCGGCGCCGGUGCAGGGCUUCCUCAUCGUGGCGGACCUCGCUCUGGGCGCCACCAUGAUCUGCGUCAGCGCCGCCUACGAGUGCAUCCUGCUGCCGUUGCUGAGCGCCGUGCGCGCGCCCUCGCCCCCGCUGCUGUGCACGCAGUCCAACCCGGGCUCGGUCAGCUCGCCUCUGCGCGGCCUGGCGGGAAGCUCCUUCGAGCAGCACGUCCGCAACAUCCUGGCCAGAGGCUCCGCCAACCCACUUCUGCUCAAGGCCGGCGACGGGGAGCCGUCCCCCCAGGAACGCCUUCAGCUCCUGAGCCGAGCCACGCAGGUGUUCCGCGAGGAGUACAUCCUGAAGCAGGAUAUGGCGCGCGAGGAGCUCCAGAAGCGAAUCAAGCUGCUGCGAGGCCAGCGGGCCAAGCAGCUGGAGGAGAUGGCGCAGUACCGAGAGGAGCGCCGGAGCCUGCGCGAGGCGGCCGAGCGGCUGGCCGACAAGUACGAGGACGCCAAGUACCGGCAGGAGGCCGUGGCCGAGCGCGUCAAGCGCGGGCUGGCCGGCCAGCAGAGCCGCUUGCCCAUCCUGUCCAACAGUGAGAAGGACAUGCGCAAAGAGCUGCAGGCCAUGAGCGAACAGCUCCGUCACUUGGACAUCUGCAUCAAGCAGGUGAAGAUGAAGAUGGAGUACCAGAAGACGCAGGUGGAGAAGGACGCACCCUUGGGCGGUGGCGCUGCCGCCACCCAAGGGCGGUCCUCCAUCUCACUGAGCGGCCCGCAAAAGAAAGUGGUGCAAGAUGUGCUUCGGGAGGAAGGCCAGCAGAUCGUAGCUAUGAUGAAGAGAGUCAAAGAAAUGUCCUGCCUCAUUUCCAUGAGAAGCUCUGACUUGUAUUUAAACCACAAGUGAGACGUGGCCAACGGCGGUGACUUGACUUUUGAUCCUCUUUUGUAAUGCCGCAAGAUUUUUGAGCAGUCUUUAAAAUGGUUGGUUUUGUAUGUUCAAUAAAAAAUGUUUCAUGGUUCGCAGUCAUUUCUCCUAAGAGACCCUCAGAAAUGGCAAAAGUCAUGAUUCUCUAUAGGUU
Hippocampus zosterae (dwarf seahorse) is the source of this 2352-nucleotide messenger RNA. RefSeq names its product nucleoporin 88 (gene nup88). Gene Ontology annotation, molecular function: structural constituent of nuclear pore. Gene Ontology annotation, biological process: mRNA export from nucleus; protein import into nucleus; ribosomal large subunit export from nucleus. The record is from RefSeq and is a predicted model, not a curated record. The transcript has 3 exons. Gene Ontology annotation, cellular component: nuclear pore. Lineage: Eukaryota; Metazoa; Chordata; Actinopteri; Syngnathiformes; Syngnathidae. The coding region runs from base 15 to 2177 and encodes 720 amino acids.